ACCGGAAAAAACACCCCCCAAAAAGGAGCGAAAACGAAAAGGGUUUAGGGUUUAAGACCUUCCCUGCGGAAUGCAUUGCUGAUCGCCAAAUGCUAGCAGCUAUACUCCUCCACGUUUGAUCGGUUCGGUUCCUCAUUGCUCGGUUCAAGAGACCCUCCUUCGAUUCCGGGGGACAUGAUCUAGUUGACGACCGGCGAGAGAGCUUCGAGGUCACCAUGUGGGGGCUUCGCCGAGCCUCCGGUCCUCUCAAAAACUGCAGUUUUGGGGUGGCACUAGCGCGAUCCGGUUCUCUUAAAUCAGAAAGCCACGUGGAUAAUGUCACAGGCAUUAUCAGGCUCGCCAUGCUAGAGAGUUUCUACCAAGCAGGCGAUAUUUUUUCACGACCGUGCAUGGCGGUUUUCAGUUUUUCUUCAAAUGCUCGUGGAAGAACCUGUGUGGAGGAAGAUGACUAUAAAGCUGAACUUGGAGCAUCAAUUAGCACCAAGUCCAUUUCGGAGAGCAAAGAAGACGUUGAUGAUGAGUUAAUUUCAGAGCUGGAGGCUUCUGACAAUGAUGAUGAAGAGUCUUCUGGAAGUAGUUUGGAAAAGCUGGAAAGAGAGACUCGUACUAACAAGAGAACAUCAUCAAGAAGGGCUUCUUUAGCACUCUUCAAGGACAUCAUUGGCACUUCAAGUCAUUCCUUGCAGACUGUCCUUGAUAAGUGGUUAGAAGAAGGGAAAGAUUUGGGCAGGGAUGAUAUAUCAUUGACCAUGAGUCAGCUUCGGUCCCGUCGAAUGUAUGGGAGGGCCUUGCAGCUUUCAGAGUGGUUCAAGAACCAUUUCUCUUGUUCUGAGAGAGAUUAUGCAUCUCAAGUUGAUUUAAUUGCCAAGGUGCAUGGAUUAGAGGAGGCAGAGAACUACGUUGAGAAUAUUCCAGAAUCCUUCAGGGAAGAAAUAGUCUACAGGACAUUGUUGGCAAACUGUGUCGUGGCGAACAACAUCAGAAAAGCAGAGGAAAUUUUCAAUAAAAUGAGGGAUCUAGAAUUUGCUCUGACGUCAUUUGCUUGCAACCAGUUGCUCCUGCUUUACAGUAGGCAUGACAAGAAGAAGAUCUCUGAUGUAUUGUUGUUGAUGGAAAAGGAAAAUGUUAAGCCCUCUCCCUUCACCUACAGGCUCUUAAUAAAUGUCAAAGGCCUAGCAAAUGAUCUGAAAGGCAUGGAUCAAAUUGUUGAGAUGAUGAAGGCUGAAGGCAUGGAAAUUGACCUCAAAACAGAAGCUAGCUUGGCUCGACAUUAUUUAUCAGGUGGAAUGAAGGAGAAAGCGGAGGCUAUUGUGAAGGAGAUGGAAGGUGGAGAUUUGAAAAGACACAGGCCUGCUUGCAAAUUCGUGCUUCCUAUUUAUGCAGGGCUUGGAAAAGCGGAUGAAGUGAGAAGAGUUUGGGCAAUUUGCAUGCCAAAGCCAACGCUAUUAGAGUCUGGUGCCGCAAUGGAAGCUUGGGGCAAAUUAAACGAUAUCAAAGAAGCAGAAGCAAUUUUCAAUUUAAUGAUGGAAACAGGAUAUAGGAUCCGCUGGAAUACUUACUUAGUCCUCCUAAAGAUGUAUGUGGACAAUAAGAUGCCGAACAAAGCAAAGGAUCUGGUUAGACGCAUGUCAGAUAGUGGGUGUGAUAUUGGGCCGUUGAUUUGGGAUGCUCUUGUGAGGCUCUACGUAGAAGCGGGUGAAGUUGAAAAGGCCGACUCCUUUUUGCAGAGGGCGGUUACGAAGAACCCGCAAAAGCCAAUGUACUCAUCUAUGAUGGCCAUCAUGGAGGAGUAUGCAAAAAGGGGCGACGUCCACAAGUCUGAGAAGAUCUUUCACCAAAUAAGGCAGGCUGGUUAUACUGGUCGAGCACGGCUUUUUAGAUUGCUAAUUGUGGCUUAUAUAAAUGCAAAAGCUCCAGCUUAUGGGCUUCGGGAGAGGAUGGAAGCGGAUGAUAUAUUUCCGGAUAAAGACUUGGCGAGGCAGUUGGCUGGGGUUAAUCCAUUUAAGCGCACGAGUGGCUUGAAUUUGUUAGACUAAUGUUUCCUGGGCUACCUAUUUAUAUCCAUUUAACUUCUGCAUCUUACUCGGUUGAGAAGAACAAACUAACGAGUUGUAUCUGGAGAUGAGCCUCUUCUGCCUCUCCGAUUUUCUAUUUUGGUUUCCUUCACUUGAUGGAGCACACGGCAUGUUGAAUCUAAGCAUACUUUUGGAGCUGUUUGUUUUCAAGAUGAACUGUAAGAGCGAGACAAAGCAGACUAGUCUUUGUGCUCGGACCGGACUCGAUAACGUUCUUCAACCAUCAUCUCCGUGAGAAAAGGCUGGUCCUGCUUUUGACAACAGCCUCACGCACCUCCUUAUUCUGCCAUAUCCUCUGCACUGAGGUUCAAGCGAUGUGUGACUCAUUCAAGAUGCGUGAAGAUGCCAGUAUAGUGUAGUAUUCUUUCGGUUUGAAAAUGCGAAACUUUAGAUCUCUGUCACAUUUUUGUAAUGUAUCAAACUUUAGCCUUGAUAACA
Messenger RNA from Rhodamnia argentea, 2513 nucleotides. Its product is annotated as pentatricopeptide repeat-containing protein At1g80270, mitochondrial-like. The coding region runs from base 216 to 2036 and encodes 606 amino acids. Gene Ontology annotation, molecular function: protein binding. The record is from RefSeq and is a predicted model, not a curated record. The transcript has 3 exons. NCBI's taxonomy places the organism in Eukaryota, Viridiplantae, Streptophyta, Magnoliopsida, Myrtales, Myrtaceae. Gene Ontology annotation, cellular component: mitochondrion.